UUGUGCAAUUUACUUACUGAUUAAAAUGUGGAGUUUAUUUAGAUGUGCAAUUGUAGCUAUUAUUUUUGGAAGUUUGAUGUCGACAAUGUCAGCACAACAGUUAUUUGUCGGCUCGCUUCUCGGAGAUAACCAGAACAACAAUAACAAUCCCAAUAUACCACUACUAGACUCGCUAGGCCUAGGAUCAAACAACCAACAGAAUUCUUAUGACAGUAACUACAAUCAGUAUCCAAAUAAUUACAAUAAUAAUGGAAAUAGGGGCUUACUGUCAGUACUUGGAGGUAACAAUGCAAAUGCUAAUAGACCGAAUACUAACAGCUUAAAUACCUUCAAUCGUUAUCCGAACACAGGACAAACAAAUCUAAACAAUAACGCUAAUUUAAAGAACCAAGUGAAAGAGGCCGAGAAACUAUUAGAAAGGUUAAAGGAACUGAAUAGGUUGAAAGAACAGCAAAAGUUGCAAAAAGAAAAAGAAAGUCAAGGACAACCGGGUAAAGACAAUGAUAAUCCCAAACCAGAUAAUAGUGACAAUGAAAACACACAUAUAAAACAUGAGCAUGAGAAAACUGGUGUUCUAAAGUCAUUGACGAAGAAGAAGUUAUACUUUAUGGUAAAGCCAGUGGUGCCAGAAAAUGAAGCGAGCAAAUAUGAGCAAACGGUGUAUUACGAGGACUGAGGUUUUAAGUGAUAAUAUUUUGUUGAAUUUUUGUGAUUACCUAUAUUAUUUGGUAUAUCUAAAAGCUAUUAAUAGUUUGUAAAAAUAUAUGGCCCGAGAAGAAAAUUAGGCGUGAGAAACUCAGUGAAGUAUGUUUCAAGCAGCAUGUUUAAGUAAAUUCAAACAUGUUUUUAAAUUGUACGUGACAUCAGUGUCAUCAAAAUGACUUCAAUUUAAAAUUAUGACAACACAAAUUUACUUUCAUUUCUUUCUUUGCGUCAGAUUCUUUCAACGUUUGGAAUGAGGACGCACACUCAAAGGUUAUCACAGAUGGCGCCACCCUAUUAGUCCAUUGCACUUGCAUUGCACAGAUAAAGAAUUUCAUACGUGAGAGCGAGAAGAUGAUAUGUUUUUUCUCUCUCUCACAUAAUUAUGAAUGACAGUGACAUGGCCAGACACUUGCAAAGGCGCUGCCUGGCGGGAAAAAAUGUCAGUGUGCCUCUUCAUUGCUGUAAACCGUAAUUACUAUUUGGGUACAAUAAAUUGUAA
This is a messenger RNA of Leguminivora glycinivorella, 1204 nucleotides long. RefSeq names its product probable WRKY transcription factor protein 1. The transcript is spliced from 2 exons. Bases 26 to 676 code for a protein of 216 amino acids. The record is from RefSeq and is a predicted model, not a curated record. Lineage: Eukaryota; Metazoa; Arthropoda; Insecta; Lepidoptera; Tortricidae.